AUGGAACUUGUUGGCACAAGAUUAGAUGAGUUUUGGCCUUCAUCAAUCCUUCGUUUUCAUGUGUUAUUCUUAAUUUCUGUAACCACACUAUGCUUCCAACCCGCUGAUUUUCUCACUAAACUGGGAAAUGAGACUGACAGGCCUGCACUUCUGGAAUUCAAAGCCAAGAUAAGCAAUGAUCCAAAUGGCAUCUUCAGCUCAUGGAAUCACUCUGUCCACUUCUGCAAAUGGGAAGGGGUUACUUGUGGAAGCAAGCAUCAGAGAGUUACGUCUUUAAAUCUGCAGGGGCUGAGCUUGUCUGGGACCAUAUCUCCACAUGCAGGGAAUCUCACCUUCAUGAGGUUCGUCAGCCUUGGUGACAACAGAUUCCAUGGUGAAAUUCCUCGAGAAGUUGGUCACCUCUUCAGAUUGAGAUAUCUCAACCUGACGAAUAAUCAAUUGAGUGGUGAAGUUCCAGGUAACAUCAGCAAUUGCUCAGAGCUCAGGGUUGUAAGUUUGAAGAAUAACAACAUAGUGGGAAACAUCCCUGCUGAGCUGGGCUUUUUAAAGAAGCUUGGAAAGCUUCCAACUGAAUUGGGACACUUAACAAGCUUAACUUCCCUCGGGCUCGGAUCUAAUAAUCUGAGUGGUUCAAUACCUCCUACCAUUUACAAUAUCUCAACUAUCAGUUACUUUGGUAUUACAUGUAAUCAAUUAAGUGGGAGUCUCCCAGCUAACAUAAGCCAAACUCUUCCUGAGCUGCAACUCCCGUUGUUGGCUCAAAAUGGAUUUUUUGGAACCAUUCCAGAAUCAUUGGCCAAUGCUUCACAGCUUCAGCUUAUUGACAUCUCUAACAACAGUUUCACGGGACAAGUUCCUGCCAAUCUGGGGAAUAUCAAGGGUCUUCAACAGCUUCAUGUGGAGUUCAAUUUCUUGGGCAGUAAUACAAGUCAAGAUUUGAGUUUUGUACCAUCUCUGGCCAACUGCAGCAUUAAUCUACAACAACUAUAUUUUGAUGGUAACAAUUUUGGUGGUGUAUUACCUAGCUCCAUUGGCAAUCUGUCUAACCUUGUCCAAUUAGGCCUAGGACGAAAUCCAAUAUCAGGAACAAUCCCAGAAGAGGUAGGGAAUCUUGUCAAAUUGUUUCGAUUAGAUAUGGAUGGAAACCUUUUUUCGGGUAAUAUCCCCAUAUCAUUUGGAAAGCUGCAAAAGCUGGAAAGGCUAACCUUAAACCAAAAUCUACUUUCUGGAGAAAUCCCAUUUUUCCUAGGUAACAUCACCAGGCUAUAUUGGCUUCAGUUAGAAGGAAACAAAUUCCAAGGAAAUAUAACUCCAAGUCGUGGAAACUGCCAAAAUCUUCGUUUUCUAGAUUUCUCAAGAAAUAAACUGACGGGCAUCAUACCCAACCAAAUCCUUGGCCUUUCUUCUCUAUCAGAAACUCUAAACUUAUCACAGAACUCAUUGAUAGGUCCCUUACCCUCAAAAGUUGGCAACCUGAGAAGUAUUAAUGCAUUAGAUGUCUCAGAGAACAAACUAUAUGGGGAAAUUCCUAAGACAAUCGGUGAUUGUUCCAGGCUAGAAAUCCUUAAUAUGCAGGGUAACUUCCUGCAAGGACCCAUUCCCUCGUCUUUUGAUUCUUUGAGAGGUCUUCAACAAAUAGAUAUGUCCAGAAACAACUUGUCAGGAAAUAUUCCAAAUGAGUUGGAGAAGCUUAUCUUCUUGCAAUAUUUGAAUCUUUCUUUCAAUAAUUUUGAGGGUGAGGUACCAAAAAAAGGACUUUUCAGCAAUGCAGGUGCUAUUUCGCUUGUUGGAAAUACAUAUCUUUGUGGAGUGACGUCCUUAUGUGUUUUCUAUUUGCGGAAGUCAAGGAAUAGUCCAAUUUUCUCAUCUUUUACAGUGGAUAAGCUUCCUCAAAUUUCAUACAAGCAGCUCUUGCAGGCAACUAGCGGAUUCUCUUCAGAAAACUUAAUUGGACAAGGCAGUUUUGGCUCAGUAUAUAAAGGAAUUCUUCAUCAGCUAGGAGAAUGUUUUGUUGCUGUAAAGGUACUCAAUCUUCAGCAACAUGGAGCUUCCAAGAGCUUCAUUGCUGAGUGCAAAGCAUUGAAAAACAUCCGGCAUCGGAAUCUAGCAAAAAUCUUGACAUACUGCUCCAGCAUUGAUUUUAAAGGCAAUGAUUUCAAAGCUCUAGUGUUUACAUUCAUGGAAAAUGGCAGUUUGGAAAUUUGGUUGCAUCCAAAGGAAAAUGGUUAUAGUCAGACAAGGAAAUUAAACUUUCUUCAAAGACUAAGCAUUGCCAUUGAUGUGGCUUCUGCAUUGCAUUAUCUUCAUGAACAUUGUGAAAUGCAAAUCGUUCAUUGUGACUUGAAGCCAAGCAAUAUUCUUCUGGACAAUGACAUGACUGCUCAUGUUGGUGACUUUGGAUUAGCGAGGCUCCUUUCUGAAACCAGUAACGAUCCUUCUCAAAGCCAAAUUUUCUCAACUGGGAUAAAGGGGACAAUUGGCUACAUGGCUCCGGGUAAUAUUUUUCACACUACUUUCUUCUUUGUUAAAUUACUACAUGAAUCAGCUUGGUAUGACAUAUGCAGGAUGAGGGGGAAAACAUAAUGACCCUUGCACUUUGCUUGUAUUAAGCACCUGAACUUUUGUUACUCCACAUUAAGCCCUCAAGCUUUUGUUAAAAUUCACAGCAAAUAUUAUAGAUGAAUCCCAGAUUCUUUUAUGGAUAUAUAGAAUAGUAAUUGUACAAUCUUGAUCACAUUUUAAUAGAAUUAGAGAUGUAUGAAUUGCAGAA
Hevea brasiliensis (rubber tree) is the source of this 2770-nucleotide messenger RNA. Its product is annotated as putative receptor-like protein kinase At3g47110. The transcript is spliced from 3 exons. Gene Ontology annotation, biological process: protein phosphorylation. The coding region runs from base 1 to 2583 and encodes 860 amino acids. Gene Ontology annotation, molecular function: ATP binding; protein binding; protein kinase activity. NCBI's taxonomy places the organism in Eukaryota, Viridiplantae, Streptophyta, Magnoliopsida, Malpighiales, Euphorbiaceae. The record is from RefSeq and is a predicted model, not a curated record.